Cooperia oncophora is the source of this 441-nucleotide messenger RNA. Lineage: Eukaryota; Metazoa; Nematoda; Chromadorea; Rhabditida; Trichostrongylidae. The record is from the annotation of a GenBank genome assembly.
AUGGCUACUCCUUCGGUACAAGUAUGUCGGGUGGAUACGCCGUGGCGCCUUCAUAUGCUGUUGCUCCGCCAUCUUAUGCUGCUCCUCCUUCCUAUGCUGCUCCUCCUUCCUACGUUGCACCUCCUUCCUAUGCUGCUCCACCUCCACCAUCAUAUCACGCCCCUCCUUCCUACCAGGCCCCACCAUCAUAUCAAGCCCCACCUUCUUAUCAAGCACCUGCUCCAUAUCAACCAUCGUAUAAAGGACCUGAACCGUACCAAAUUUCUGCCUGGUGGCGUUCCACCUGCUCCUUCAAUGCCAUACAGUGUUACUCCACCUGCGGCGUCGUCAUACGCUCCACCAGCCAACCUGAUAAAGAGAGAUGAGGAAGAGGUGAAGCAGAUAUCUGAACGUGAGGCCGUUGCAGCAGCGCCAGAAGUAAUAAAGGUAGAGUCCAUCUAG